Malaclemys terrapin pileata is the source of this 2164-nucleotide messenger RNA. RefSeq names its product proline dehydrogenase 1 (gene PRODH). Gene Ontology annotation, molecular function: FAD binding; proline dehydrogenase activity. The record is from RefSeq and is a predicted model, not a curated record. Lineage: Eukaryota; Metazoa; Chordata; Testudines; Emydidae. Gene Ontology annotation, cellular component: mitochondrion. The transcript is spliced from 14 exons. The coding region runs from base 307 to 1860 and encodes 517 amino acids.
CCCCUGGCGCUCCGCGCCGCCUGCAGCCUGCGCGCUCCCCGCUGCCUCCGCUCCACGGCCGCCGCCCGCCAGGAGCAGCCGGGGGAGCCGGCCCGGCCGCCGCCGCCUCCUGACCCCGAGCGGGGCUCGGUGCGCGGCGGGACCGGCCCGCGGGGGACGCGCCGGGUGCAGCCGCCGCCGCCCGCUGUGGACUUCGGGGACCCGCGGGAGGCGUUUCGCAGCAAGAGCAGCGCGGAGCUGGUGCGGGCGCUGCUGGUGCUGCGGCUCUGCGCGCUGGAGCCGUUGGUGGCGCGGAGCCGGCAGCUGAUGAACCUCAGCAGGAAGUUGCUGGGGCAGCAGCGGUUUGAGAAGCUGAUGAAGAUGACCUUCUAUGGGCAGUUUGUGGCUGGCGAGGACCAAGAGGCCAUCAAACCCCUGAUCCAACGAAACCGUGCGUUUGGGGUGGGCUCGGUGCUGGACUACAGCGUGGAGGAGGAUCUGACACCGGAGGAGGCGGAGCGUAAGGAAAUGGACUCCUGUACCUCUGCGUCUGAGAAGGAGACGGGGGCACGCUCCCCCUACCUGUCCCCAGGUGCCGCCCAGAGAGAGAAGCAAUACCUUGCGCAUCGGGAGUUUGGGGACCGCCGGGACAGGGUCAUCAGUGCUCGCACCUACUUCUACGCAGACGAAACCAAGUGUGACCAGCACAUGGACACGUUCCUGCGCUGUAUCGAGGCCUCGGGUGGCAGCUCCGAGGACAGUUUUUCGGCCAUUAAGCUGACAGCUUUAGGAAGGCCUCAGUUCCUGCUGCAGUUCUCGGAGGUGCUGAUGAAGUGGAGGAAGUUCUUUCACCAGAUGGCCGCAGAGCAGGGCAAGGCGGGGCUGGCUGUGAUGGAGACCAAGCUGGAGGUGAAAAAGCUGCAGGAGACCCUGGCGAACCUUGGGAUUGCGACCAAAGCGGAGAGCCAGCACUGGUUCACAGGCGAGGACCUGGGCGUGUCUGGCACUGUGGACUUGCUGGACUGGAACAGUCUGAUUGACAGCCGAACGAAGCUCUCCAAACUGCUGCUCAUCCCGAACAUGAAGACUGGCCAGUUGGAGCCUCUGCUCUCGCACUUCACCGAAGAGGAGGACCUGCAGAUGAAGCGAAUGCUGCAGAGGAUGGACGUCCUGGCCACAAGAGCCCUGGAGCUGGGAGUGAGGCUGAUGGUGGACGCUGAGCAGACCUACUUCCAGCCAGCCAUCAGCCGGCUCACCCUGGAGAUGCAGCGCAAGUUCAACAUGGAGAAGGCUGUCGUAUUUAACACCUUCCAGUGCUACCUGAAGGAGGCGUACGACAAUGUGACGAUGGAUGUGGAGCUCUCUCGCCGCGAGGGCUGGCACUUCGGGGCCAAGCUGGUCAGAGGCGCGUAUAUGGAACAAGAACAGGCCCGAGCUGCCCAAGUCGGCUACGAGGAUCCCCUCAACCCUACGUACGAAAAGACCAACGAGAUGUACCAGAGGUGCCUGGACUACGUUCUUGAGGAGAUCAAGUACAGCCAGAAAAUCAAAGUGAUGGUGGCAUCGCACAACGAGGACACGGUGACGUUCACCAUUCGCAAAAUGGCAGAGCUUGGCAUUCAUCCCUCUGAGAAAAAGGUGUACUUCGGGCAGCUGCUGGGCAUGUGUGACCAGAUCACCUUCCCUCUGGGGCAAGCAGGUUAUCCAGUCUACAAAUACGUUCCCUACGGCCCUGUGAACGAAGUGCUGCCGUACCUGUCCAGAAGGGCCCUGGAAAACAGGGGCUUCAUGAAGAGAGCCAAACGCGAGAGGGACCUCCUCUGGAGUGAGUUCAAGAGAAGACUGAUCACUGGCAGCCUCUUCUGUAAUCCAAGCCACUAACCUGCCCUGCCUGGGGCUGGGAUAUGCUGCAGCAAAUGUCCCAGACAGGCAGACCUAGCGGCUUUUUAAUAACUGCUGCUGUUUUUCUCCAACUACCCUUUUCCACCAAUCUGUCCUCCCCGCAGAGGCCUUCUCCCGUGGCGAAGACCUUCUCUAGUGCAUUAAUAUCUGACCUGCACCAGUGACCCUCCAGUAAACAUCUCCGCAGCGGGCCCACGUCACUGUCCCUGCUGUGGGAUGGUUCAGGAGCAGCCGUUUCCUUAAGGACGUCCUUACACCCGUGCAAUUAAAUGUUGUCCUAGGA